CAAAGCCUCUUUCUCCUUCUGCAAAGACGCCUCUCUCUCUGACUUUUUCCCUUCUCUGUCCGAGAAGAUAAUUGUAUUCCGAAAUGACCAUUCCCUCCUCAUUAACCCAUCUUCUUCUUCCCCUCUUCCUCCUGCUCCGUCUGCUCCUGCUUUCGCUCCAAUGGCGAACCUCCUCUUCGGCCAUCAUCAUGAGCUUGAAGAACCACCGCACCGCCCACCCCAGCCGGACCCCGACCCUCCGAGCCAACCAAACCACGUGCCCGAUCUUCUCGGGCACGUGGGUCCGCGACGACUCGCUCCCUCUCUACCAAUACACUUGCCCCUUCAUCGACCCGGAGUACAACUGCCAGAUGUACGGCCGCCCCGACUCGGGCUACCUCAAGUACCGGUGGAAGCCUCUCAACUGCGAGCUCCCCAGGUUCAACGGGGUCGAGUUCUUGGAGAGAAUGAAGGGGAAGAACGUGAUGUUCGUGGGCGACUCGCUGGGCAAGAAUCAAUGGGAGUCGCUGGCGUGUCUGAUCUCUGCCGACGCUCCUCAGACGCAAACUCAGAUGGCCAGAGGUGAUCCUCUCUCUACUCUCAAGUUCUUGGACUAUGGCGUGACCAUAUCGUUCUAUAAGGCCCGGUACUUGGUGGACAUAGACGUGGUGCAAGGGCGGAGGGUUCUCCAGCUCGAUGACAUCUCCGGCAACGGCAACGCAUGGCGGGAGGCGGAUGUGUUGUCGUUCAACACGGGUCACUGGUGGAGCCACACGGGAUCUCUCCAAGAGUGGGAUGUCAUGGAAUCAGGAGGGUCGUACUACCAAGACAUGGAUCGUGGGGUGGCCAUGGAGAGAGCGCUUCGAACGUGGGUCAAGUGGGUCGAUGCUAACAUUGACCGCACUCGCACCGGCGUCUACUUUCUCGCCAUCUCCCCCACUCACUACAACCCGGCUGAAUGGAGCGCUGGAGCAACAGCCAUCGCCACUGCCAAAAACUGUUAUGGAGAGACGGUGCCUAUGAGUGGAACUGCAUAUCCAGGUGAAUACCUGGAGCAGAUGAGAGUCGUAGAUGAAGUACUUAAGGACAUGCAUAACCCUGCAUAUCUUCUCGACAUAACAAUGCUCUCGGCUUUGCGAAAAGACGGACACCCCUCUAUCUACAGCGGUGAACUGAACCAACAACAAAGGGCUCACCCGGAUCGUUAUGCCGACUGCAGCCAUUGGUGCCUUCCUGGCUUGCCUGAUACUUGGAACCAGCUUUUUUAUACGGCUUUGUUUUACUAAUUUUUCUCUUGUUCUGAUGUACACUAAUUGGCAAUUGUAACAAUUGACUUCUCUGCCUUUUUCUACAAUUCAAAGGAGGGGCGUGAAGAUGCAAAUGCCUUCUUUGUCAUGUAAAGAAGACUAAGAGAUUGUUUUUGCCGAGAAGUGCGGUGACUCUGUUUUUGCCGAGAAGUGCGGUGACUCAUUUCUAAUCA
Messenger RNA from Eucalyptus grandis, 1459 nucleotides. Its product is annotated as protein PMR5. The transcript is spliced from 5 exons. The record is from RefSeq and is a predicted model, not a curated record. The coding region runs from base 84 to 1265 and encodes 393 amino acids. Lineage: Eukaryota; Viridiplantae; Streptophyta; Magnoliopsida; Myrtales; Myrtaceae. Gene Ontology annotation, cellular component: Golgi apparatus. Gene Ontology annotation, molecular function: O-acetyltransferase activity.